AAUGAGUUAAUAAUAAUAAUCAUCGAAUCAAUAUGCAUAUAAUCAAGAAUUAUAUGAGUAUCACCAAAAGUAAUUGGAUACUAUAAAAAAUGAAAUAGAGGCAUAAGAUCCAUUUAUUAUUACUUAACCAAUAGAAUUACAAAUACUAGAAUCAGAAUAUUUAGAAAAUUAAGGUUUUCUAUAAAAGAUUUAAGUAAGUUAAAAUGUUGAAUUUGUAGAAAAUCCGUGAAUCUUAUCCAUUUUUCAGAAGAGUAAGAAGAGAUGGUAGUUGUUUCUAUAGAGCGGUUCUGUUUAGAAUUUUUGAAUAAAUUAUUUAAUUAAAAGAUUAGCAACUAUUAAAUAAGUUCAGCACUAUUAUAACUAAUUCAAAGACAGAUUUAAAAGCUGUAGGAUAUGAAUCAAUUGUUAUUGAUGAUUUUUAUGAUGUAAAUUUGCAAAAGUAUUUAUGUAGGAAAUAAUGAAAUAAAUUAAACUAUGUCCUAACAAUAUUACUAUAUAAGGAAUAGUUGAUGCUUUCUGUAAUAAAAUUACAUCAGAUUAUCUUAUUAUGUAUAUGAGAAUGUUGACAUCUGGAUAUAUCAAAGCAAAUUCAUUUUUAUUUGAAGGAUAUAUAGAAACUGGAACUGUUGAAUUAUUUUGUUAAUAAGAAGUGGAUCCUAUUGAUAGAGAAGCAGAUUAAGUAAGAAAAUCUAUAUAAUUUAUAGAUGUAAAUUAUAGCAUUGCAAAAUUAUUUAUAAAUUCCUAUCAGAAUUUUUUAUUUAGAUGGUAAUGUAGCCACCUUUGAUGCUACUAUUUUCUAAAUUCCAGAAGAUGCAAAUCCAAAUUCUAUUUUCAUUAAUUUAUUGUAUAGACCUGGACAUUAUGAUAUCCUUUAUCCAAAAUGAUGAAG
Paramecium sonneborni is the source of this 889-nucleotide messenger RNA. Lineage: Eukaryota; Ciliophora; Oligohymenophorea; Peniculida; Parameciidae. The record is from the annotation of a GenBank genome assembly.